Dicrocoelium dendriticum is the source of this 2605-nucleotide messenger RNA. The record is from the annotation of a GenBank genome assembly. NCBI's taxonomy places the organism in Eukaryota, Metazoa, Platyhelminthes, Trematoda, Plagiorchiida, Dicrocoeliidae.
GCGGUUUGAUGCGCGUUUCUGCCGCCUUUGUUUGUGGUGAAUUUCGCGGCGAACUGUCCCAGACCAGUCCCUUCGGGUUUCGACUAUUCGGUCCUGUGCGAUUCCGUCUUAGUUCCACGCAUUGCUAAUCAGAUUGAGUGGCUAUUCGGAGAAAACAAAUACUACUAUUUCUCCAGAAUACUGAACAGAUGACAGAAGCCAAGCAAGAUCAUGUCCCCGCGAUGGAACAAAUCACCCUCUUGACACACAGGGCCAAUGUGCAAAACUGCUCUCGGUGUAGACCUGGCCAAACGCGUGCACCAAAACGUUCUAUUGAUUGUAAGCGUGCUCCGUACCGCUUCCGUCGGGACCAGCGGUCCGGACUUAGUCCACUUGUUGCAACAGGCUGGGGUAAAGGUGUUGAGAUUCCGGCGACUCACGGUUCACCACAGAUGAACCCAUUGGCACUUUUCUCCAGCGCUGAUGGUCUGUCGCCGAAUUCUCAGGCGUCUCUAACGGAACACAAGCGCGCCAGACCGGAAGCCUCAGGGACAAUUUCCACUGCAUCAACGGAACUUUCCUCGUCUGUUCCAGCUUCACUGGGCAUCUCACCGUCACCUGUGCUCGUCUUUGAACACAAUCGAAUCGUGCGUGAUCGAACGAAGGAGUUCACCUGCAACCUCUCCCUCCUCAACGAAGAGCGAUUGCAACAGCUCUUUUCUAGGGAAUUUCAUUACCAUCCCAACAAUGCCUUUCUCUAUUACGUUAAUCCAGAGACCGAAGACAAGGUGGACGCAUCGCUGCGCAAUGAAGCGGUGCAUAACCUGCGCUUUAUGCACAAUGCAUUUUUCAAUCUGUCAUCGGAGACCUUUUGUAAAGCGGUCAAUUUAAUCGAUCGAUUCAUUGUGAAAGUGAAGGAGAGUGAACUACCGCCUCCUGAGACCCUCGUUCAAAUCACCCGAUGUGGCGGCAACGCUGCAGAUCUUCUCAGGAUGGAAGAAAUUUUAGCCUCCAAGUUAGCACACGAUCUUGAUGGGGUGAACGCUUUCGACUUUUUGCGCACUUUUGCCGAUUGCUUGGAAGUUGUUCGUGAAGACCACUCUAAUUGCAUUCCUUCGGAACUGGGAAUCCACCAAUCCAAGACUGCUUCAGAGGGCCGUAUGUUAUGCGACCAACGAGUCCUCGUACAUCCCAAUCAUGGCUCCGGCAAUUCUAGGAUUCAGCUAACGCAACUGACCAAGCGCUUGAUGGCUCGACUGGAGAUCUCCAUGUGUUCGUUAGAGGUUUAUCGCUUUCGGCCUACUUGUCUGGCUCUUGGUAUCCUAGCGCAAACUGGCGUGAAGGGGCUCCCAUCUUUGACUGACCUCUGUGGAGUUGACUGGGAUGAUGUGCUUCAAUGCGCUUCGCUAGUGGAUGAGCUGUACGACAUCUACUAUCGAGAUUCCUCGUCAGGUCGUCGCCCAACAGUAUGGAGCUUGACCCGACGGUCCCUCUGUCGCAUUGGCUAUUCCAGUCCAACGCCGCUGGACACCAUCACGGAGGACUGUGAGCCUGCUGAUGAGGACGAGUGGUUGCUUCCGCUGUUAUUUGAACCGUAACGUGGAUGGCAAACAGACAGUCUGUACUCUUCGCUUCUCCGUGGGCAACCCGCAUUGCGGACCAACAGUUUGUCGCGGACUUCACUCUUCCUCUCCUUCUGCUUUCUUAGUCUUGGCGAGCACUCACCAGCAAUCGAGAGAGCGCACAAGCAUACACUGACCCGGUGUCCCCUAUUUCGCCCCACCCACUUCACCCGUUUUUGCAUCAUGUGGUCGCGGUGGCUACCCUCGACACACACACAUACACACGUAUAUCAGCAUGCAUUCAAUCGUCCCUGUCUUACUUCUGUACCCAGUCUCUUCUUUCGUUUGUCCAUCGAAAGCGACAAACAACCAGUUUAUCUCAGGCAUAUUUUAAUGGCUGUUUGAUUUCAAAUCAUAACGGACUACAACUUCUUACUUUCCUCCGCGUUGUCAAAUCACCAUCGUUUCAUCGGGCCUCUACUCGUCUGCGUCGACUGUAGCACCGCCCUACAUGCACCGAUUUGACACCAGGUGCACCCGCUUCCACACAUCAGUCAUUUUACACACAGCUGAGGGCUUGACUUGAAAAUAUCUACUUUUCUGUUUAGUCUUUUUGGUGGAUCAGAGGAUCGCCCUAUUCGAUUCAUUAGCACACAUGCCUACAAACACACCCACACAACUAUAUACGCACGUUUAGCGCUGGUUUCCCACCCAUUCUUUGUUGUUUUUAAUUUGUACGUAUACUACCAACCAACAAGGUCUUUCUGUUCUGUGGCGUUUCCAUUUCCUUCGAUAUCCAUUUUUUCCGCAUCUCCAGGCAGCACACAAAACGUAGUUCCCAUUGUGUCUGUGAUUUUUGAUACCUGGGGAUCCAUUCAUGUUAAUGCUGAAGGACGGUCUUGACAAGCACGGCAUCUUCACGCGCUUUCUUAAUAUUUUUUGGCCUUCACAUUUUUUCAUCUGAUUCGUGUCGUUGUUCCUGUGCUUCUUGUUGUGACAUUUGCCAACAUCGACCACGGCCCCAGUUAAACGUGGUUGAAUAACUAAAUUGAACAGUGAACUGC